This is a messenger RNA of Haliotis rubra (blacklip abalone), 1282 nucleotides long. RefSeq lists its product as uncharacterized. The coding region runs from base 41 to 1282 and encodes 413 amino acids. NCBI's taxonomy places the organism in Eukaryota, Metazoa, Mollusca, Gastropoda, Lepetellida, Haliotidae. The transcript is spliced from 8 exons. The record is from RefSeq and is a predicted model, not a curated record.
GCCUUGUGUUCCUGAUCUGAUCUACCAAGCGUCCACAUCCAUGUUUGCAGCCUACUGGGAAGUGACUGGUUUCAACAUUUCUUACACUGAUGUCCAGAUAUCUGUUGAAAGAAAAUUCCACGGGUCAGAUGAUCUGUGGCACACUGUUGAUGGGUACACAAGUCUAGGAGUCGCUGACAAUACAGUGUUAAGUGGACUUUCCCUGGACCCUGGACACACCUUCAGGGCUGCCGUCAUGUUUUGUGUCGUGAGAGUCUGCACCAGGCCCGUGCACAGCAAUGGAGUGACUGUAGUUCCCCAUCCCCCUGUAGCUGGGGGCAUCAACAUUACAUAUUCCGAGACAGAGAUCUCGUCACAACUGGAGGUUGCAAUGGAUCGUUUCCGCGAUCGCGACAUACCUGCUACGUCUGAGUCGUAUGCUGUGAUUGAAAGGUAUGAAUGGAGUUUGAUCGAUCCUGGACUCCUCACCGAGUGGGCACCUGUGGCCAAUCUGACUGAUCAGGAAAGUCAGGUUUUAUUCAAGAUCAGCUUCUCCAGACCGCUAGAUUUCAGCAAGUGCCGCCGGCUCGCCGUCAGAGGGUACAAUAAAGUAGGGCUCACUACCGUAGUGUCUGCUGAUGUCAGAAACUGCUCUGCCUUUGAUGAAAUUAUGGUGAAGCCUUUGUUCGUCAUUGACGCCACUGGAUCAAAGAUUGCACAAGGCAUUGGGAACGACAUCAUCUUAGAACAAAAUGCCCUCUGGCCCAUGCUGGAUGUCGACUAUCCUCCCUACAAAAACAUCCUGUCAGCUGUGUGGCCAAGUCUACGUCACAGGAAGUACAAGUGGGCGGUGGUAGCUGGUGACAAGCUGGACCCUACAUCUCACUUCAAGCGGCAGAGUCUAAUGACUGUCUCUGACCCAUGUGCCUUGGCCGAUGUCAUCAAGUGUGGAGAAACAGGGAAGGAAUAUGUCAACGUACACUUUGACCAGAAGGAAGAACUUCCCCAUGGGCACAGGUUCUACGUCUGCAUUCAUGCUGAUGAGAUGGAAGUGACUUAUGAGAAGUGGCCAACUGUCUUGGAAGAGGUGAAUGCUUGCAGUGACGGUAUCACUGUUGACCUCACUCCACCAUCUGAAAGCUCGAUCACCAUCCAAGGGCUAAUAGAAAACGUAUAUCAAGCUUACAAUAGAGUGGGCCUCGCCACAGUCAUCACGUCACAUGCCCUGGAAGUGGAUACAACGCCCCUUCUGUCGGGUCAAGUGUCUGAUGGGAGAUCAUCAGCUAGUCCUCAGCAGAGAUGA